Zeugodacus cucurbitae (melon fly) is the source of this 1119-nucleotide messenger RNA. RefSeq names its product SCAN domain-containing protein 3-like. Gene Ontology annotation, molecular function: DNA binding. NCBI's taxonomy places the organism in Eukaryota, Metazoa, Arthropoda, Insecta, Diptera, Tephritidae. The record is from RefSeq and is a predicted model, not a curated record. The transcript has 4 exons. Bases 1 to 1119 code for a protein of 372 amino acids.
AUGGAUAAAUUUCUCAAAAGAUCGCAGCCUUCAACAUCUGGUGCGAGUAUCAAUAGCGGUGGUGAUGAAUCGAAUCCGAAAAAAAAUAGACAUUACGAUGACAGUUAUUUGAAAUACGGGUUCACAGUCAUAAAUAAUAAACCUCAAUGUGUAAUUUGCGGCGAUGUUUUAUCACGUGAGAGUAUGAAACCGUCAAAGCUUAUGCGGCAUCUCACAACCAAGCAUCAAAAAGAAGCUGAUAAGCCGUUGGAUUUCUUUGAACGAAAGUUGAAAGCUCUUAGACAGCAGCAAAAUACUAUAAAUCAGACAUCCAGUGUCAACGGGUCAACAUUAUUAGCUAGCUACAAAGUCGCAUAUCGAGUUGCUAAAGCAGGGAAACCACAUACAAUUGCCGAAAAUCUUAUUUUGCCAGCGGCACUCGAUAUGGUUGAAAUUAUGGUCAGUAAGCAGGAGGCAAACAAAUUAAGAAAAAUACCACUUUCUGACAAUACUAUUUCACGCAGAAUAAACGAUAUGGCCAAGGAUAUUCAAGAACAAGUAGUCGAAAAAUUAAAGAAUAGCCAACAUUUUGCUUUGCAGUUCGAUGAAUCUACAGAUGUUUCCGACUGUGCACAGUUUGUAGUAUUUGUGCGCUUUGAAGCAGAUGACAGUAUUACGGAAGAAAUCUUAUUUUGCAAAGCACUUCCUGCAAACACUACUGGCCAGUGUUUGUACGAUAUGUUUUUAGAAAGCACUUGCGACUACGAUAUUGAUUGGAAAAAAUGUAUCGCUAUUUGUAGCGAUGGCGCUAAAGCUAUGACUGGCAAAAUUAGCGGACUUAUUGCAAAAUUAAAAUCGAUAAUACCAAACAUAUCCUGGACACACUGUUUUCUUCAUCGACAGGCUCUAGCUGCUAAGGUAAAGCUUUGCAAUCUCGGCUAUUCAGAAUCGUUUGUGAAGAUAUGGGAUCGCUUCAUCAAAAUCUCCUUUAUCAUACCGAGGUCAGGUGGCUAUUCAAAGGAAAGGGGUCGCGACCCACAGAUUGAAAAACACUGCGCUAAACCUAAUCUACUCUCAACACAAAACUCUCCCACGGAACCACCGGCUUCGCUAACAGCUUUCCAUUUAUCGGAUUACUGA